GAACAGGGUGUCACGUCGUUUGCGAUACACGAAGACCGAGAGUACGGCGAGCCAUUGUCGCCUGGCACCAUGUUCGAGGGUGACACCUCGUUCAACUCUGAUCUUGCCAUGUCAAUGAACGGCGAUGAGACACCGAACAUCGAGCUCGAGCGAGACGAGCGGGAGUUUGGUGAUGAGCUACUACAGCCCUAUCAGAGCUCAUACACAUCUCGAAAGGGACACUCACGGCGUCAAUCGGCCACGACACAUUACAGCUUCAUAUCAGCAAUGCCAUCAGAAACUGGCUCAGUCGCCUCGGGACCUACUUCCGCCGGCAACCCAGCCAUCGACACACGAUACACUCCACGAAAAGAGCGACCGCGAUUUCGAAAUCCUGAAUCUGUGCGCGCCAUGCAGAUGUCCUCACCACUUCCGAUGUCGCCCUACGAGAGCAAUCGAGAGAGGAUGAAGAGCGCCUACGGCCCUGCAACACCAAGCCGAAAUGGUAGGUCUGAGUCAAGACAGUCCUCCCGCAGGGGAAGUAUCAGGAGCCACCACAGCCCAAAGCCUCCACCAGCACCACAGCAAGCGCCCCUCGUCCUGCUCCACGUCACAAUACUGCCUAUGCAGGUCCCAUUUUCACACGAUCUCAUGGACAGGAUCAUGCCACAGUGGCUGGUGGAGAACUUCAGACUGUUGGAGGAGAAGCUACAGGAUAUUAUCCUUAUGCGCCGCGGCCUGCUCAUUCCUCACCCCAGAGACGAGUACGAGCUGCUGGAGGAACGCAUCUUGGAGAGCUUGGAGCUCAAGACACCCCGACUGCUCAAGUGCGGUCACUUCGUAUCACCAGACGACGACGCAGAGAAGGACGAGGACGAUGAUUCUGCGAUUGCUGCUGACGACGGCGCCAGCCGCAUGAGUGGAGGUACCAUGACCAAUGACCAUGACAGCAUUCACAACGACAGCAUACACACAAGGAGAGACUCCGCCAUGUGCUUUGACUGCCAUCGCGAGCUGAAAAAGCCGGGUCAAGGCGUUGGUGCUGGUACAAGACGUUUCGAUAUCAGGAUCUACGCCGCCAACGGCCUCAUGCGCUCCGAAGCAUGGACGGCUGCUUGGACUGAGAUGGAGCGUUGCGAUGUCGAGAUCAUGCCUUGGAUCCCCGAAGACGUUCGCAAAACUCUUGAAAAGAGGGUUAUCGAAGAGCAAGAAGCAGACAAGCGCAAGGCAGCAUACAAUGCCGAGCUUCAGCGCAGGAUCCAGGAGGAUACUGUACGACAGCAGAAGCUGGCUGCUGAGACAACUGCAAAGAAGAGGCAGAAGGAACAGGAGCUCCAACGAAACCUCGAGGCUGCCACCGCUGCCCUGCAGAGGAGUAUUGAAGAGAAGGCUGCAGAUAAGGCCGAGUUCGAGCAGACUAUGGAAGAGAAGAUCGAAGAGGCGAAGGAAGCAAUUCGCUUUGAGCUUGAGUCGCAAGCCAUGAUGGAAUCGAACUCGGUCGCUGAGCGAUUUCGCAGCAUGGAGGAGGCAUUGAGACACGUCUCUCGUGGUCGUCGCGGUUACACCUCUAGCCGACCACACGCAGAUCAGAUCCCACUCAGCACAUUAUUGAAGAACUAUCUUCUCAUCCAGCUGGCUGACCCCAAGAAUUGGGCGAUCCUCCUGUUGACUGCUGCCGUUGGUUUCAUGUCGAUGAACAUCACCACCCAGCAGCCUGCCACAUCUUUGAUCAGCGAUGUGCCCUCGGUCAACCCAGCCUCAGUGUCCGCUGCGAUGGCCACAACCACAGCGUUCUCUACCCUGACUGUCACCGAGACACAG
This is a messenger RNA of Didymella exigua CBS 183.55, 1800 nucleotides long. RefSeq lists its product as uncharacterized. The transcript has 2 exons. The annotation marks the transcript as partial. NCBI's taxonomy places the organism in Eukaryota, Fungi, Ascomycota, Dothideomycetes, Pleosporales, Didymellaceae. The record is from RefSeq and is a predicted model, not a curated record.